UAUAAGUUAUAACUUCCACUAAGCAGACCCGACCCGGAAAAGAUUCUACCCAUCCCAAUUAGAGACACACCCAGUCGGGCAGUCCCCAACCCGGUUCUAACCAGCGCCAUGGUCGCUGAUGAGAGAUGAAUCUCCUCCUUGAGGCGCCGUUCUGUUUCCGACGAAGCCAUUCCCGCUGCGACGCCGUUCCGCGCCUAGGGGCUGCUCUUGAAUUUCCACCAUCUUCAAAUUCAGUUUGAUUCAGGUAACGGUAGACUCAACAAUUUGUCACCUUUGGGCUUUGGCUGCUCUGGAAAGUCAGAAUGUCAAGUUCAAGGUUUUUAUUCAGUAAUGGCAUUCUAUCAAACACCUUAGAUACACCACCAGUCAAACUCUUCUUAGAAGCACAACCAGGUGCUUACACAACAUCACGUACUCAUAACAAUGCCUCAUGCUUGUUGUUUUGGGAGAGACACAUGAAAAGACUUUCAGAAUCCAUUCGAAUUCUAUCAACGCUGGCUCCUCACCUUCUAUUUAAAUCUAAUAAUUCUGCGAUUGCGCCACCAUUAUUGACAACCUUGCCAAUAUGGCAACCCACUCUACAAAUGCUUGUUGAUGAUUCGAUGCAAAAGGUUAUGCCAAUUGCAAUAAAGGAGAGGGUUGAUUGUCAAGAGCUGGCUGUUACAACUCUUGUGAGUGGUAAUUUGGAGGAAUUGAAUGCAUGUGAGACUAUAGAUGAGGACAGAGUUGGUAAAAUUCUUGAUGUGCAUGUGCAUAUUGAGACUUAUGUGCCUCCUGCAUUUGGUAUCUUGGGAAAUGGUGCACAUUUGGCUUUGGCAGGCUAUGGGAGGCAUGUUGCAAUUGCAAAAUAUUCAGAUUGGGUAAGGAUAAGGAAGAGUCUGGAAAAGCUCAGGCCUCCUUCAGUUACAGAACUGUUGCUAUCUAAUGAUGGUAAUCACAUACUUGAAGGUUGUGUCACAAAUUUUUUUGUUGUUUGUUGCAAGGGUCAGGAUUCAGAUGAUAAGGCCAAUGGAAACAAAUAUCCUUUUGAAGUACAGACUGCUCCUUUAAGUGACGGUGUUCUUCCAGGAAUAAUACGCCAAGUAGUAAUUGAGGUAUGUAGGAGUGAAGGAAUCCUAAUUCGAGAAGUUGCUCCAUCAUGGUUGGAACAUGGAAUCUGGGAAGAGGCAUUCAUCACAAGUGGCUUGAGGAUUUUGCAACAUGUCGAAAGUAUUCAGGUUCCAACAGAAUGGCAAUCAGUCCAUUCCAAAACGUGGAAGGAUAUAUCAUGGACAAAGAAGCAAUUUCAGGGUAGAUCAGGGAUGAUCACAACUAUAAUUCAAGAAAAGAUUAUGGAAAAAGCAACCCUUGAAGGGUAUUCAAUUAGCAACAUAUGCAAAGGGUGAAGAUCCAUUGAAAUGAAGAAGCUGGCCCUUCUAUUCUUCACCUCAUUAGUUUGUCCUAGUGCUGAUAAAUAAUGUAUUAUAUUCUUGGUUCAAUAGGCAGAAAAAAUGUGAUCUGAUAUCCAUUUUAUUGCUCGGAACAGAAUAAUGAAUAUAUAGGUAAUAUUUGUAUUUUUAUUAUCUUUUGAAAUUGUUGGUUUAUGGUAGGACUGUAAUGAUAUUCUUAGAUAUGUAUAAUUGAUUUUAUUUUCAGAAUUCUGAAAUUGAUAUUUUGGGCCGCAUGGAAAGAGAACAAAACAAAACGAAACGAAACAACAAAAAGCCUCAGUUCACUCAUCCGCCAGUGUAUUUUCUUUCUAUUACUCUCUGGUUGUGAUUUGCUCUUACACUAUUUUCUUACAUAUUUAUUCCACCAAU
Messenger RNA from Arachis stenosperma, 1799 nucleotides. RefSeq lists its product as uncharacterized. Gene Ontology annotation, molecular function: catalytic activity. The coding region runs from base 303 to 1385 and encodes 360 amino acids. Lineage: Eukaryota; Viridiplantae; Streptophyta; Magnoliopsida; Fabales; Fabaceae. The record is from RefSeq and is a predicted model, not a curated record. The transcript has 9 exons.